UCUUAUUUCUUUGAAAUGGAGGACAAUGCCUUGACGCAGCAAAUUGCCACCAUGAGGCAAUCUCUUUUCAAUGAGGGAACUCUAGACUCAAACUUUGAUAAUAUGGAGGAACUUCAAGGCCCUGAUAACCCAAACUUUGUAGAGGAGGUAAUUAGUGUGUUCUUCACACGGUCAUCGAACAAUAUAAAUAAUAUAGAGCAGCAACUCGAGAACAGCCCUGUUAAUUUCGCAGCAAUCGAAAGAGUGGUCCAUCAGCUAAGGGGAGGAGGCGCCGGCAUAGGGGCCCCAAAAGUCAGGGACAAGGCGGCUGCAUUGUUGAACAACUGCAUGGCAUGUAAUGUGGAAGGUUGCAAGGCCUCUCUCGAAGAGCUGAAGCUAGAGAUGGAGACUCUCAAAGGAAAGCUUCAGCCUUAUUUUCAGCUGGUAAGGGAAGCCCGCCCUGCCAAUGGAGCAGUGCCUCCACAGUGAAGUUAUCAAUUGAAGUAGAAAGGGUGACAAGUUGGUGGGCAUACAGCACGAGUUGAUAUGCAAAAUCCUCUAUUUUUAUCUCUAAAUUAGCAGAAUAAACUCCCAUGGGAUGCUGUUUCUUUUUGUGCUUCUGGUUUUCCCUUUUUGCUUGGUUCUCUAUGAAAAAUUAGACUUGUCAUUUGCUUAUCUCUUUUCAAUAAUUAAUUAAGGGGUUGUUUUCUUUCAUGCGACUCCUCUUAAUUGCUUUCAAUAAUGUGUAGUCCUACAUUUAUUUAUCAUAAAAUAAACAAAUUGACUAGAAAUAAUAUAAAUUUUUUGUCUAA
This is a messenger RNA of Hevea brasiliensis (rubber tree), 791 nucleotides long. RefSeq names its product pseudo histidine-containing phosphotransfer protein 2-like. The transcript has 6 exons. Bases 16 to 468 code for a protein of 150 amino acids. NCBI's taxonomy places the organism in Eukaryota, Viridiplantae, Streptophyta, Magnoliopsida, Malpighiales, Euphorbiaceae. Gene Ontology annotation, molecular function: protein histidine kinase binding; histidine phosphotransfer kinase activity. The record is from RefSeq and is a predicted model, not a curated record. Gene Ontology annotation, cellular component: cytoplasm; nucleus. Gene Ontology annotation, biological process: cytokinin-activated signaling pathway; phosphorylation; phosphorelay signal transduction system.